Messenger RNA from Exophiala viscosa, 852 nucleotides. Its product is annotated as aldo-keto reductase. Bases 1 to 852 code for a protein of 283 amino acids. NCBI's taxonomy places the organism in Eukaryota, Fungi, Ascomycota, Eurotiomycetes, Chaetothyriales, Herpotrichiellaceae. The record is from RefSeq and is a predicted model, not a curated record. The transcript is spliced from 2 exons. Gene Ontology annotation, molecular function: oxidoreductase activity.
AUGUCUAUCCUCACAAUCAAAGACACCCUCCCUCUCCCCAACUCCUCCAUACACAUCCCCCGCCUCGGUUUCGGAGUCUACCAAUCCUCAGCAUCAGUCUGUGUGCAAUCAUGUCUGUCCGCCUUACAAGCCGGCUACCGCCACAUCGACACAGCACAAUUCUAUGCGAACGAAACCGAAGUAGGUGAGGCUGUCCGCAAGUCCGAUCUCCCUCGCUCCGAGAUCUUCGUCACCACCAAAAUCCUCUCCGUCGGCGGCAGUGUAGAAAAAUCAUACCAGAAGUCGGUGGAAAGCGUGAACAAGAUCGACGCGGGAGAUAAAGGAUACGUCGAUUUGUUCUUAAUACACAGCCCAAAUGCAGGCAGCAGCGCGCGGAAAGAGAUGUGGCUGGCGCUCGAGAAGUUGUACGAGGAGGGCAAGGCGAAGAGUAUUGGCGUGAGCAACUUUGGUGCCGGUCAUAUCGAAGAGAUGAAGGGCUAUGCGAAGGUCUGGCCGCCGCAUGUCAAUCAGAUUGAGUUACACCCGUGGUGCCAGCAGCGCAAAGCAGUCGAGUACUGCGAGAAACAUGGCAUUGUUAUCGAAGCCUACUCGCCCCUCGUCCGCAAUUACAAGGCCAAUGACCCGACUUUAGUGUCGUUGGCGAAGAAGUACGACAGAUCCACAGCGCAGGUCUUGAUUCGAUAUUGCUUGCAAAAGAAUUGGGUGCCGCUGCCGAAGAGUGACAAUCCUGAGCGGAUAAAGCAGAAUGCCGAUGUAUAUGGGUUCGAUAUCUCGGCAGAGGAUAUGAGCACGCUUGAUGGAUUGGAUCAGGGAGCUUCUGGGGCUAUUGUGCAGGCUGUGGACAAUUCGUAG